CAAUAAGAAAACAUGUUGAAUUGAUUAUUGUGUUGACAAAACCAAUCAAACUUUGCCACGCCUAACCCCAAUUACUAAAAAGGAUGAAAAGAAUAGGAAUAAUUUACAGUAGUUGAAGAACAAAAUCAGGUACCGAGCUGACCUGUCAUCCACAACCAUUACGAAUCCAGCCCAUCGCAAAAGGACAUGUGGGACUAUUUUAUUGCCCCCUUCAUAUCACAAAAAUGAAAAAUCUAUACUUUUCCUUCUAUAAAUCCCCCCACCCACCAACUCCAGCCUUCCAAUAUCCUAUCCUCAUCGCCACUUCAUUUCUCGAGGAUGAAGCCUACACACCUUCCCGGCGAUGGUCCUCAGACAACGGUCGGAGAGAGGCUCCGGCUGGCCUAUGAGGCGGCCGUCAUGGCCGUCGCCCGGAACUGGGCAGUGAAGGGUGGUGGUGUUCCAAUUCCUAAAGAAAUUGAGAGAAGAAAACACUGCUCAGCUGCCGACGACCCCAUUAGAACCAUGAUGUUCUUGGGGUCUUGGAACCAUACCUAGAUCAAUAACUUCCUUGAUAUUAUCAUAAAUCACUGGAUCUUCAAUCCUAAAGUAUUCAUAUCAAAAUUGUAAUCCUCUGUACUACUCCUCAUGUUCAGAUGAUUGUACCUGUGAAUCUGAAGGUAUAUAUAUAUUAAUAAAUGAAAGAUUUCUAUGAUUGAUGUCAAUUAUUUUUUUUAAUUUUUUUUUUCUGAAGUCUAUAAUUAUUAUAAUAGUGGGGAUAAAAAUCUUAUAUAUGGAAGCUUUUAAUUAAAAAUAGAAUUUAAAUUUUUAAUUUUUUUCUGUCAGAAUUAGAAUUUGAUCUCAUUAAUUUUAUUAUUAUUAUUUUAAAAUUUUCUGUGAAUUAUUGGGUAUUUUUAUUUUAUCAUAUGAAAAUUAAAAUUGUUAGAGGAAAAUUUUAAAAAAGCCACGUGUAAAGCUCACGUUGAUUGGUCACGGAGUUGUGUCCUACCUACUGGUGGGUGGUAGUGGACUGUCUGCGAUUCCCAAUCUACAGUCAGACCACAUAGUUCCACCCAAUCUCCAAUCUACCCUCUGUUCUGUCCGAUGGCGUCGCCGGACGGUCACAAGGCUUCAAUCAUCGACGGCAAAGCCAUCGCUCAGGCGAUCCGGUCGGAAAUCGCCGAAGAAGUCCGUCAUCUCUCCGAGAAGUACGGCAAGGUUCCGGGGCUGGCGGUGGUCAUCGUCGGCAACAGGAAGGAUUCGCAGAGCUACGUGAGUAUGAAGAGAAAGGCGUGUGCCGAAGUUGGUAUUAAGUCUUUUGAUGUUGACCUGCCGGAGCAAGUAUUGGAGUCUGAAUUGAUCGGCAAGGUCCAUGAGUUAAAUGCUCUUCCUGAUGUACACGGUAUACUGGUUCAGCUUCCAUUGCCUAAGCAUAUAAAUGAAGAGAAAGUAUUAAGUGAAAUUAGCCUUGAGAAGGAUGUUGAUGGUUUUCAUCCUCUGAACAUUGGCAAGCUUGCCAUGAAAGGGAGAGAACCUCUGUUCCUUCCUUGCACUCCUAAGGGUUGUCUUGAACUUCUAUCCAGGAGUGGUAUAAGUGUAAAGGGUAAGAAGGCAGUUGUUGUGGGUCGAAGUAAUAUAGUUGGAUUGCCGGUUGCACUACUACUUCUGAAAGCUGAUGCCACUGUUACUGUUGUUCAUUCACAUACUCAAGAUCCAGAGAGUAUCAUUCGAGAUGCAGACAUUGUUAUUGCUGCAGCAGGACAAGCAAUGAUGAUUAAGGGCAGCUGGAUCAAACCUGGUGCUGCUGUUAUUGAUGUGGGGACAAAUGCUGUUAAUGAUCCAAGCAAAAAGUCAGGUUAUAGGCUUGUAGGAGAUGUUGAUUUCCAGGAAGCAUGUAAGGUAGCUGGAUGGGUGACUCCUGUUCCGGGAGGUGUGGGUCCAAUGACCGUGGCAAUGCUGCUCAAGAAUACAUUGGAUGGUGCAAAGCGCGUGAUUGAACAGUAAACACCUUCUCUGUUCAGUUCCUAUUAGGACAUUUUGUCCACUGUGCAAUUGAUAAAAUUUUCCCUCUAGUAAUGCUAUUUGGAAGCACAUGAAACUAUAAUCUAAUAAUAAUAAAGCAGUUUAACAUUGAAUUUUA
Messenger RNA from Vitis vinifera (wine grape), 2119 nucleotides. Its product is annotated as bifunctional protein FolD 2. NCBI's taxonomy places the organism in Eukaryota, Viridiplantae, Streptophyta, Magnoliopsida, Vitales, Vitaceae. The transcript has 5 exons. Gene Ontology annotation, molecular function: methylenetetrahydrofolate dehydrogenase (NADP+) activity; methenyltetrahydrofolate cyclohydrolase activity. The record is from RefSeq and is a predicted model, not a curated record. Gene Ontology annotation, cellular component: cytosol. The coding region runs from base 1084 to 1983 and encodes 299 amino acids. Gene Ontology annotation, biological process: tetrahydrofolate interconversion.